Micropterus dolomieu (smallmouth bass) is the source of this 5332-nucleotide messenger RNA. RefSeq names its product myotubularin related protein 14 (gene mtmr14). Gene Ontology annotation, biological process: dephosphorylation. The coding region runs from base 673 to 2640 and encodes 655 amino acids. Gene Ontology annotation, molecular function: phosphatidylinositol-3-phosphate phosphatase activity. NCBI's taxonomy places the organism in Eukaryota, Metazoa, Chordata, Actinopteri, Centrarchiformes, Centrarchidae. The record is from RefSeq and is a predicted model, not a curated record. The transcript is spliced from 19 exons.
UUCCUGUUUACCGCCUGUUGUACCUUCAGACUGUACUACAGAUUGCAACACCACUCUGCACUGCCUUUCUUCCACAACAUAUGUAGUCUUGAGAUUCCGCAGCCACGGGGUUGACUACCGCAUAAUUUAAAUCCGUUUAUUGGCAUAGCCCAGGUUAAUAAAUAGACAUGAAGACGUGACAUUGCUUAAACGUGAGCAGGCCAGGAAGGAUCCUGAAGAUUUCCUGACUCCAGGUGGUGCUGAGAGUCGGGCGUCACUUCAUCAGAUGUUACAACCGCAAACAAACCCGUGGUGAUGCGGAGGACUACAAGGGCCUGAAAUUGUCUGAAACGAGUAACGAGCGGUUUGAGUUCAUAUAAACGAGCAAGCUACGACUGGAAAGCUGAACUAGACUGUUAGCUAUUCGUGCUAACUGCGGUAGCAGUAGCCGCCGUGGUGUGAGAGGCUGGGCGUGCGGGCUGGCUAACGGCUUGUGUUUGGACAGUGGAGCAGCUCGCCGGUGCCCUGAAUUCAGGAAGACUCCCCGGCUCCGGCCCCCUCAAGCGGGCAGUCAGGAAGAAGCUGGCUGGGAAGGGAUGGCCUCGUCGGUCUUCCCGAUCCGAAGGACAAGGCUCUGCGGUGUUUGAAGGAGGCCGAGUUCGGCUGGAGGCCACCGCCGCAGGUCGAGGCGCUAUGAUGGCCGCCUCCCCCUCCGCGGCCGGCGGCUUUACGGCCUCAAGGCUGUCGGUCAGAAAGAGCGAGGAAAUAGCGGAUUUGAUAGAUCUGUUUUCCAAGAUGCAGUACAGAGCAAAGGAAGUCACUCCUCGGGUGGAGGCGAUAGAGAAACGUUGUUUGGAGUUAUUUGCCAGAGAUUACAAGUACAGUAUCAUCCACAAUUCCAAUGGAGAAGUUUGUGGCCAUUACCCCCGGCAGAUAGUUUUCCUGGAGUAUGAAUGCAGAGAUGCAGAGAGAGACAGGUUUGAGAGCACAGUGCAGAUCAGUAAGCUGCAGGACCUGGUGAACCGGAGUAAGCUGGCUCGAUGCAGAGGGCGGUUCGCCUGUCCUGUCAUCCUCUACAAUGGCAAGCAUAUUUGCCGGUCAUCCACUCUGGCAGGAUGGGGGGAGCUAUACGGACGCACGGGCUACAACUACAUCUUCUCAGGGGGCACUGAUGACACGUGGACGGAGUCUGAGGAGGUUCCAGAGGAUGACAGUGCAGUCAGAAACGGAGAGUCCCAGCUUUUUGACAAGGUUCGAGGCCACGACAUUAAGCUGCUACGUUACCUCUCGGUUCGCUACAUCUGUGACCUGAUGGUGGAGAACAAGAAGGUUAAGUUUGGCCUAAAUGUGACAUCCUCUGAGAAAGCGGACAAGGUCCAACGCUAUGCAGACUUCACCUUGCUCUCUGUGCCUUACCCAGGGUGUGAGUUUUUUAAAGACUACAAAGACAGAGACUACACAGCAGAGGGUCUGGUUUUCAACUGGAAUCAGGACUAUGUGGACGCUCCUUUGACAAUCCCUGUGUGCUUUACUCAAAACUUGAACAUCGACUGGACUCAAUACCAGUCGUGGGACCUGGUGGAGCAGACCCAGAACUACCUAAAGCUGCUGCUCCACAUCAUCAACAGUGAUGAUGAGAGUGGCCUCCUGGUGCACUGCAUAUCAGGCUGGGACCGGACGCCUCUCUUUGUGUCCCUCCUCAGGCUCUCUCUGUGGGCAGACGGCGCGGUGCACGCCAGCCUGGAGCCGGCCGAGAUCCUGUAUCUGACCAUCGCUUACGAUUGGUUCCUCUUCGGUCACAUGCUGCCAGAUCGACUCUCCAAAGGGGAGGAGAUUUUCUUUUUUUGCUUCAAUUUUUUGAAGCACAUUGUCUCAGAGAAGUUCUCUGCUGUUAAGAAACAGAGAAGGAAGAACUCCCACUUCAAAGACAGUGAUUUCACUGUGGAAGAACUCUGCCAACUAAAGUCGAGAGAACGCGGCAGUGUGACCAGUCUGAGCAGCGAGUUUUCCCUCAUCACUGAGGAGGCGGGCGGUGCCUCCAGCCUCACACACGACACUGUGGACCUGUUCUCCAGCCAACCCCAGGCCUCUAGCUGGAGGAAAGCUGCCACCUCCUCUCCCCAAAUGGUUAUUUGGAAUAAACAAAACCCUCUGGACGAGCACCUCUCCCAUCCACUCAACGAGGCCAGGUCUUCCAGCUCGUCCUCCUCCAACCAAUCAGAACACGGCACCACGCGCACAGGCAGCAGCCCAUUGGCUGUCCCUGGGAGAAGGUUAGCAGCAGACUACACUCGGUCAGGUUCCUCCCUCUCUACAGAGUACGGGAGUUGGCAGAUAGUUUCAGGUUGUGGCAGCAUCCAUGACCAUGCUCACUUUCCUCCGCCCCUGGCUUCAGUCUCCUCCACCACAUCUGCUGCUGCUGCUCCCUAUGAUUCCCCCCUGCCCUUCAGUUUUCAGGAUGAAGGACCCAGUGGAAGAAUGUGUCCCUUCCCCUCUGAGCGUCAGGCCCGUCUGGAGGCGGUGCGGGAAGUCUUCCUGGCAGCCUACAGCUCCACUGUGGGCCUCAAGUCCUCGGCGCCCAGCCCCUCUGGCGCCAUCACUGGCCUGCUGGAACAGUUCGCCCGCGGAGUCGGCCUCCGGGGCACCAACGCCAUCGUCUGAACCCUGCCAAUGUGACUUCAGACACUCCUUCUGCUUCCAUCCAUCCACAGUCGAUUCAACAUGUCUGGACUCAGUAUAAUGAAGUGCCAAACAUCUCUGUUCAGUUCAGGGUGAAGCAUUAAUGUUUUUUUUUCUUGAAUUUGUUCCUUACAUGUCCGACUUUGGGGGGGGGGUUGUGCUGCUUCAACUUUUCUCUGGACUUUUAAUCAUCCAUGUUGAGUUAAUCUGUCACAUUCAGGGAGGGUAAAUGGUUUCAGCCACAGUAUCAAAAAGGGAUAGUGAAAUGUAAAUGGCUGAGAACAUGGGGUCUGUACUGUUACAGGAAGAAUAUAAAGAAUCCUUCCCUCUUCUGUUCUUCCUUAACUUGUUCAUAGUUAAAAAAUCCCUAAGGAGUCCUUGCAGUGACCAUCCCAUGUACAGGAAGAGAUGUGUUUUUAGUUCUCUAGUUCUGUGAUGCUAUUUUUAACUGAUCCGGGCAGAGGAAAGUUCUUUUGUUCAGGCAGAUAAAUACAGCACUUACUGUGUUCUGACAGACAUGGCACCAAGCUUUUUUCGGUUUCUUAUUUGGCACAGCAAGUUGAAGUCAGAAUAUUUAAGUAGUUUUAGAGCUUGCUUUGAGGUCUGGACUUAAAGGAUAAGGACAAAUGUUCAAGUCUGUCUUAAUACAAUGUUCACAUGCCAUAUGUACGUUAAAAGACCUCCUGCUGUAAGGGAAACCCUAUGGUCCUGGAGAUGAAGCGACAAACAUAUCUAAGCUAUUUUUUUCACCUCGCCAGUCUGAUGUCUCCAUAUCCUCUACUUGUGUCCAUAUCCAGACAUUUCUUCUUCAGUAGCACUGACAUGCUAGCACAAGAGGCACUGAGCAUUGUGGUAGCAAAUCUAUGAACCGAAUGCCUUUUCUUUCUUGCCGGACUUCAGUGAAGCGAGGUCCAUGUGAUUCCUGCCUGUGCUGAGAUUUCCGCCCAGCUACAACUGUUUCUCAAAAACAUGUUCGCCUACUUUCAGGUCACAUUUGGACAGACCUUUCUACCUGGGCUACUCUUGCCUAGAUUUACACUUUUAAGUAAUUUUCUUGGGAGAAUUCUGUUGGAAGUUUUAUUUGAAACUAGUCUGUGUUACCAAACGGUUUUCAUGGCUGCUGUACCUCAGGACCUUUUGUUGUGCCUUUUUUUUCUCUUUUUUUUUUUUUUUUUUUUUAAUCUUCAGUAACACUGGAUCAGAUCUCUACUUCUUCUGGUCUAGUUUCAGGUGCAUUUCUGUUUCUUAAAUGGUUUUAAGAGCUUGGUGUUUGCAGCUGUUUGUUAAUGAAGUAUUUGACUGUGCAGAUCAUAAGCAGUGUUAGCUUUGCAAUAAAGCUUUUGGGGUUUCCCAAGUCGGAAUUUAGUUAAAUACAUUUAUUCAUUUUCUUUCCAAAAGUGAGAUGAAAAGAAUGGCACCAAUAUCACGUCUCUGUGUUACAGAGCUAGAGCUGGGGCUUGUUUAGCCUAGAUUAUCAAAGACACAGAAAGAAAGAGCUAUCUUAGCUUUGUUUAAAGUUUAAAAACAUGCAUACUAACACUAUUAACAUGUGGACAUACACAAACAGAAAUGUAAAAAAUGUCAGUUUGACAGGGCAUGGUGUAAUCUUUUCUUGACCAGUUUAUCUGUUAGCCCAGUAGCAGCAUUUCUGGCUCUAUAUAUUUCUGUUUAAGUAUGGGUUAAACAAACAAGAUAUGUGUUAGUCUGUCAGUAUCAGAGCUGUUAGCUGUAUUUUUUCCGAUUUGACAUUGUUUCCCUCUGUUUCUAGUCUUUAUACUAAGCUAGGCUAACCACGACCUGACUCCAGCUUUGUAUCGAUUUUCACAUCUCACUGUCAGAAAGAAUUUGAAUAAGCACAUUUCCCAAAAUAUUCAACUGUGCUUCUACCUGGCAGAAUUUGGGGUUCUGCUAGAUUCUAAGCCAAAUUCUGUAUUUUUAUUUUUUUUUGCUGUUGUUUUUUUGUACUACAAAAACACAUUUGCUGAGCUACCUUUUAAUCUGCGUGAGUUUUCAUCCCUUUUUUCUUGAUGCAUUAAUGAAUUUGUUAGUAUAAGGUUCACAUGUAUGAUCGCAUGUAUUAGUUCUCUGCAUGGGCAGUGGUUUAAUUUUGUACCCCUGACAGUAGAAACAUCUGUCUGGCUUUAUUUGAGACAGAGUCAGACUUUCAGGCAUGGCCUCACCUCCCUGUCAGUUCCCGGUUUAUUUUUUGGAUACCUUUCCUGAAAGAGUUCUAAUUCAGCCAGGGUUUCCUAUCAUUUGUUUUUAUUUUCUGCUGUCGGCCUGUAGCUGUUAAGCAGCCAAUCACAGGACAAUGGCAAAAUCACUGUCAUUUUGAAAUUGCUGAAAAUAGUAAUUGUAAGAAAAUUUCUCAUCCUGUUACUUCAAAUGCUCCCCAAAUAAUUUUCUCACUCAGUGUGUCACUUUUUACUCACUGGUUUUGCAUGACAUCCUCCAAGCUGAUCUCAGUUGCAGCAUAUUAUGGUUUUACUUGUUUUACAAAUUAAUUUUAGUUCAGAAUGUCUUAUUAAAAUGCUGCGUUGAUGUUCUCUGAGUUUUCUUUGUACAGUUGAUGCAUUUUUAGUAACUUUUUGUUAAUUUUUGGCUGGCUACAAUGAAAGGGGAACUGAGCAGCAGGUGGGAAUUGUGAAUAAAUUUUUUUGACUUGCUUCUUUCA